AUGGACGCCGUGACAUUUCCUAGGAGGUUGUUCACAGAAGGAGAAGAACCGGAUUAUGAUCGCAGUGUUGUCUACUAUAGCAAGAACACUGCACUGUGGUCUCAAAUGCACACCACACUUGAAGAUGAAUGGGAUGAGCUUGAGAAUUCUAAGCUGGGACCCCUCUUCAGGUUCACGAAGCUCGAGUUUAAUUGGGCAUCGAAGGUGGCACAGACUAUGCUCACUAUGCAAGUAGCAUGCAAGAAGAAGUAUGAGAUAUGGAGUGCCGUGGGUGUACAGCCAGUGCGAUUUUCUCUGAACGAGUUUGAACACAUCACCGGGCUUAACUGCGAGUAUAAAGAAGCGCUGACGAAGCCAGAGACUGUUAACACAGACGAGAUGAAAGACUUCUGGCGGAAGCUUGGUGUGAAUGAGAAGCUUGGUCCGAGCGUUGACGAACUCUUAGCAGCGUGCCAGUGGGCCGGAGAGUGGAGCAGAGAGGAUAGGCUGAGACUUGGUUUUUUGGCCGUAUACGCUGGCUUCAUUGAUGCUCGCAAAAGUUCCACUCAUACACGAGUAGCACUGGCUAGUCAAGUUAUGGACUUGGAGAAGUUUGAAAACUAUCCCUGGGGGCGAGUAGCUUUCAAGACCCUCAUCAAGUCCAUAAAGAAAGCAGACGUGUCCAAGCCAUUCAGCCUCGAAGGCUUUGCUGAAGUCGUGCAAGUGUGGGCGUACUAUGCUAUGCCGAGGUUCGGAGAAGAAAACGGUGAUCCGAGGCCAAAUAAUCCUGAGCCACCGCUGCUAGCAUUCAAUGGAAUCAGAGGGAAGAGAUAUGUUAUCGGAACCAUGAAGAAGCAGGUGCUUUUCAAUCACAUGGUAAUGGUGGACAAGGCAGACGUGUACCCACGUUGGGACAAGGAAAUAGAUGACGAGAAGGUGGACAACAUCAUCAAGGCCUUGCUUGGGGAAUUUGGUGGAGGAUGGGUGUGGAAACCAGCUGACUGGGUUAGAGAAGGGAUAUCGGUGGUUAAGAAGGUGAAGUUUGAGAAGUCUGUGAAGUCAGAGAAGUCUCAUGGCAAGAGGAGUCUCUCUGAUGAGGCUGAUGAUGAUGAAGCGAUAAGUGUCAAAAGAGCUCGGACCUCAGAUGGUUCACCUGCGGAGGCCUCUGGUGCUGGCUGGAAAGGUCUUGAGGCGAAGAUUGAGGAGCUUUUUAAAGACUUCACCAAAAAACACUUCGAGGAGAUGAGUAAGACCCAGGAAAAGAUUCAGGUCCUCACCGCUCAAGUCGCUGUGGUAGGGAGGAUUGUCAAGAAGCUUUCGCAUCCUCAGGCUCAGGAUUCUGUGAAGUCCAGUGAGGAUACUGCGAAGUCCAAUGAGGAUUCUGCGAAGGCCAAUGAAGAGCUGGAGAAGAAGAAUGAGGAGCUGGAGAAGAAGAAUGAGGAGAAGUCCGAUGAGGAGCCGGAUAAGUCCGAUGCCGGUGAAGGGAAGACGGCUCCGCCUGGUGGAACGGAAGAUACGGAUUGCACUUGGCUCCGGACACAUAUUCCAACUGAUUCUGAGGAAGCCGAAGAGAAAAGGCAACAGGAAGAGCAUAUCAAGGCGGCUAAUGUUAUGGCAAGAGGGAAAAGUGAGAGAGUAAGGAAGCUGGCGUUUACUCAGAAAGGUGAGUUCCAAGGAAACAGCACCGCUAGAAGGAUCAUCCUAAACAACCCCCCGGAGAUACCCAAUUCCCCACCGAAAUCACUUAAGAUCAUCUCUAAACCGAGGAAAGCAGCUAUUACGAAGAAAGCAGCUAAUCCGAAGAAAGCAGAUCCGAAGAAAUCACCUCCUCCGAAGAAAGCAGCUAAUCCGAAGAAAGCACCUCCUAAGAAAGCACCUGAACCUAAGAAAGCACCUGAACCUAAGAAAGCAACCGGUGGCAAUGAACCUCUAGGGUAUAAUCCAUUUGCUCGACCUCUCGAGGAAAGGAUAACACCAAUGCGGGCAUUCGUCUCCGGAUUACCGGGUUAUUCUGCAGCUACAGCGCUGGAGCCGGACAAGUUCGAUUACCCGGAAUGGCACUGGUGGUUUACUUUACUCACGGGGUUUCAAUGGCUAUCGGAUAGCGUACGUUCUAUUGUUAGACUUCCAUAUGAAGUCCUGGGCCACCAUGAUGACUCACCGCCUAGCAACGCGACCAGAGUUGUUUAA
Molecule: messenger RNA, 2169 nt
Organism: Microthlaspi erraticum
Lineage: Eukaryota; Viridiplantae; Streptophyta; Magnoliopsida; Brassicales; Brassicaceae
Source: the annotation of a GenBank genome assembly